UUCACCCUUUGACCUUGUCUGGAAAUCGUCAAUUUCUGAAGACGCUUUCAAGCACGGCUGAUUUUUUAACUAAAAGAAAUUGGACCCGAUACUGAUUUUCUCUCUCACCAGCCCUCCCUGCUCUCUAAACAGAGCAGCUCCCCACCCACAAACUGGGAGUUUUGUACUCCCGGCUCUGAAGUUCUUUUAAAGCCUUCCCCUUCAGAAAGCAAAGGCUGCUCCUAACCCUAAUCACCAACAGUCACUCGCAAUCCCCCUUUCCUCUCUCACCCCUCGUUUUCUUUUCUUAUCACUCGUACAAACCACAGACUUCCUCAUUUUACUUUUUCAGAAAGAAAUAGAAAAGAGCAAGAGCUUUGUUAUAUUAUUUUGGAUCUUUAUGAUAUGCUUUUCAUUAAACUAACCAGUAACCUGACUGCUUGAAAUAAACUUCCAGUCUGUCUCCAGCACUUCCCAGCAGACUUUGGCUGACAUUCACACAAGCUUCUUACCAAGAGACCACAAUGAACAGCAACAUAGCAGAAAAGGAGUGCUCCCCAGAUGAGAUCAACCUUCCAGAAGAAGAGGUGAGGACGCUUUUUGUCAGUGGCUUGCCUUUAGAUAUCAAACCUCGGGAGCUCUACUUAUUAUUCCGACCAUUUAAGGGUUAUGAAGGUUCUUUAAUAAAACUCACUUCAAAGCAGCCAGUAGGUUUCGUUAGUUUUGACAGUCGAUCAGAAGCUGAAGCAGCCAAGAAUGCAUUAAAUGGAAUCAGAUUUGAUCCAGAAAUUCCUCAGACAUUACGCCUGGAGUUUGCAAAGGCAAACACAAAGAUGGCCAAGAGCAAGCUUGUUGGCACCCCAAAUCCCAGCGCACCUCAGCUGAACAGCUUACCUCAAUUUAUUUCUAGGGAUCAGUAUGAGCUCACAGUGCCUGCACUUUAUCCGGGUAGCCCAGAAGUGUGGGCGCCAUACCCCCUCUACACAGCGGAGUUAGCACCUGCUCUACCUCCUCCUGCUUUCACCUAUCCUGCUUCACUGCAUGCCCAGGUGCGUUGGCUCUCCCCCUCAGAUGCUACUUCCCAGGGCUGGAAGUCCCGCCAGUUCUGCUGAGUAAUGUGUACCAGGUGUGUGAUGGUUGCUGCAGUCUGUCUUGUGGGUAUUAAUGUUUUAUUCCUUGUUGGCCGCUGGAGUCUCAGGCUAUUCAACACCUCAGCAGUGCGCUGGCUUAUGGACCACCAUUCUCUCCAUUUUUGAUCCCUUCAAGACAUUUCCACAGCCUCAAUCACACAUCUGAUGUAUACCCAAUAUAAGAAGAAAGAAAAGAACGUGAACAUUUCCUUAUUUUGUACACUGUAAAGAACUGCAGAGUGCCUUAUGUGAAAGCUUGGCUUUCAAAGCAUUGCUAUAUAACCUAUGCUUUCAAUCCUAAGCCAACCAUUUGAGAGCAGAACUGGUAAAAGUAAGCAAUGUCCACCCCAAGCAAUCUUACACUGUGUUAGACACACUAGUUUGUGCUACAAAUUUUUAUGGCUUGUAAUUACAAAAAAAUAUAUAUUUUUGUUUGAAUUUUUAAGCCGCACGUGAUAUGCAUGUUUAAGAUAUUGUCUAAAAGCAUGCAAAAAUGCAAAUAAUUGUAUUUAAGGAAAAUAUAUUUUGCCAUGCUAUUUUUGUUAAUUGAGCUGUAAAUAUUGAAUACACAUUUGUGUGCUUUCCAGAAUUACCUAGUUUUAUGCCAAUUCAUAGCAACAGUAAUGAGAGUAAGAUGUUUCCAAAGAUCACUUGGUGAACAUAUUUUAUCUUUUUAUGUGGGAAAAUGUAUUAUUUUAAGGGAAUUUUGUGACAGAAGGCCUUUCAUAUUUUGCACAGAUAGGACAAAAAAAGAUUUUCAUGUAGUUAAUAUGACAAGUUGUUUGUAAUAACUUUAGGUAAGUAAUAUAUUAAACAAGAGCCACAAAAUCUGCCUCUGGCUUUGCUGUGAUGGCAUACACCAGGGGAAUCAGGUCAUUAGUUAGAUAACUAUUUCAUUUUGGCUGAUCACCUUUGGUGCGGUUGCUCCACCAAUUAGUUAGUCUAGCCAGUGUAGUAUAGGAAUGAGAGCAACCAUUCUUAGUACAGGUAUGGUAUCUGUUAUCCGGGAACCUGUUUAUCCAGAAAGCCAAAUGAUCCAAAUUUUUAAAAAUUAUUUCUUUUCUCUCUGUAUUAAUAGAAAUGUACCUUGUACUUGAUCCAAACUAAGAUUUAAUUAAUGAUUAUUGGAAGCAAAACCAGCCUGUUGGGUUUAUAAGGGCCAGAUUUAUUAAGGGUUGAGUUGCUUUUUCCACAAAAAUUUGAGUUUUCGAGUUGUAUUUUUUGGUCAUAACACAUUAUUGGGUAAAAAAAACUCUUUUAAAAAAACUUUGAUAUUAGAGAUUUAUUAUACCUUGAAAUAGCUUGAAUCUGAAAAUACCCCAGCUAAAACUUGUCAAGGUUAUGUAGAAGUCAGUGGUCCCUUGAACCAUUUGAAGAGGUUAACCUACUGCUUGAUGCUUAAAUUUUUCCAGAGGGUUUGCCUGAAAACUUGAAUGAUUCGAGUUUUUUUCGUCGAAAAAUUCGGGUUGCUGGACUCGAACAGGCAGAAUGGGGUUUUUCACAUUAAAGUUUUUUCUUACCUAAGAUACCAUUCGAACUUUGAGUUCAUUCUAGGUAAAAAAUAAAAAAAAACUCUAACACUCGACCAUUUAUAUUAAUAUUAAAUGAUUUUCUAGUAGACUUAAGGUAGACUUGAAGAUCCAAAUCACAUAAAGAUACCUUAUCCAGAAAACCACAGGUCAUGAGCAUUCUGGAUAACAGGUCCCAUACAUGUAUUUUUAAACUUUGCAUAUCAGCCAGUCAGUUAAAUUUGGAAGGAUGCUUUUAAAGAAGAUUAGCUAGGUCAAAUAUUCCCAUAUGCCAAUUACCUGUUUGCAUUUUUUUAAAACAAUAUCCAUCCCCCUAAAAAUAAUAGAUUUGCCUAGUUGAAUAUACUAGAUUCUAGAACAUACAUUAGUUUUGUAAAUUUUUUACAUAUUGUAUUGUUCUUUAGGUUUGAUGGAAGUUUUAGUCUAGCAGUAGCAACUGUCAAGGUUGCCUUUUAUGUAAAAUGGCACUUUUUUAUGUGCGCUUUUCUCUUGGUCUGGACCAAAUUAAAAAUUGCCUUAUAAGCAACUGACUGUUAUACAAUUCUACAUGAUUGUGGAGAUAGCAGAGAUUAUCUACAACUCCCAGCAGUUCACAAAUGCAAAUCACAACAAGGCUGACAUCUCUAUUGUGUAAGUGUGUACUUACUAAUCAAAGUACAUAUGUUGCCAAGCCUGAUUAUAUAUAAUCAGUUGCCAUGAUGAGUCAGUCAUUUCUGGGAACAAAAAUUCCUUUACAACUUUUAUUACAUUCUCACAUUUAUUACCAAAGUUUUUGCAGUUUGAAAGUUGCUGCAAUAAUUGUAACUCUUCUUUCCACUAUUGCAGACACAACACUGAUGAGGUCGAUUUAUCUAAAUUCGAUUUAGAACCUUGCAUCGAAUGUGAAAGAUAAAAUGUCAUUGUCCUUUAGUGUUCCUGGGCAUAUCCAUUUUUUAAGUGUCCUUGUAGAAAACAAAAUAUUUUUACCAAAACAGAGCAUUCUCAGGAAAUGGCCUUUUCUGGUUAGUUAAUAAUACUAGCUAGAGUCCCUAGACAGAUACAUUAUAGUAACCAAAGCAAAUAAAUGCCACACUAGUGGAAAGGUUCACCCAUAUCCGUAUACCUUUUACUAUUUGACCAGACGAAAGAAAACUUCUGCGGCAGCAUAAGGACUUUGUGUAGAUGUGCAGGGGUUAAACUCAGGCAUUUUCUCUAUACAGAUUUGUUGGUCAAUAGAACUAAAUGUUAUCUGUGCUGGAAUGUUUGGCUUCUUUUCAGUUCUCUUAUAAAUAUGUUUUAUUUUGUA
Molecule: messenger RNA, 3923 nt
Organism: Xenopus laevis (African clawed frog)
Lineage: Eukaryota; Metazoa; Chordata; Amphibia; Anura; Pipidae
Gene: rbpms.L
Product: RNA binding protein with multiple splicing L homeolog
Exons: 9
Coding region: 504-1091 (195 amino acids)
Cellular component (GO): nucleus; cytoplasmic stress granule
Molecular function (GO): nucleic acid binding; RNA binding
Source: RefSeq, a predicted model, not a curated record